UUUAGGGAUCAAAUGCAAUCCAAGUCUCUGGCACGCGAUUCUGGCUCUGUAUCGUGUGACAUGUGAAUAUUUGACACGUUAACCGUGAUUUGCCAUAGUCAAAGCAACUUUGUAGGAUCGACAAGACAAAACUCUGCAGUUUUCAAUGAGAAUACGGUGAUACGUUACUGACAGCGUGUUCGCAAUGGCCGACGAUCCUGUCCCAGCGCCCAAGAGGCGACAAUUGCGAGAGAGAACAAGGAAACUUUACACCGAUGACUGGGCCAUUGGCGACGAGGAUAUUGAGGGCAGAAGGACCUUUCAGCUUGACGAAAAGAUCGAGUGCGAAAGGUAUAACUUGAGCAAUUUCACUGGCCUUUUUCGAGAAAUGGCUGGCCAGGAUCUCAAUGUUGCUUACCUGCAAAAACACGGUUUGGGUAUUCCCCUUCUCUUCAGAGAUAAAGCUGGAUUGGGACUUCGGGUUCCCAGUGCAAACUUUACAAUCAACGAUGUCAGGACUUGCGUUGGUUCAAAAAGAGUGUUAGAUGUAAUGGAUGUAAAUACUCAAAAGAAUGAGGACAUGACAAUGAAAGAAUGGCAGAAAUACUACGAGGAUCCAAACAAGGAUCGCCUUCUAAAUGUAAUCUCCCUCGAAUUUAGUCACACGAAGCUAGAAAAUUACGUCCAGUCGCCAACCUUAGUUCGACAAGUCGACUGGGUUGACGUGGUUUGGCCUCGUCAUUUAAAAGAGGCACAAGUAGAAGCCACGAAUCUUCUCGAAGACAUGAUGUAUCCAAAGGUUCAGAAGUACUGUCUCAUGUCCGUAAAAGGUUGCUACACCGACUUCCACGUCGAUUUCGGAGGUACAAGUGUUUGGUACCACAUUCUCCGAGGUGGCAAGAUUUUCUGGCUGAUUCCACCCACCGAGAAGAAUUUAGCCCUCUAUCAAGAAUGGGUUCUUAGUGGAAAACAAUCGGACGUUUUCUUCGGUGACAUGGUGGACAGAUGUGGCAGAAUAAAUUUAACUGCUGGCAUGACCUUAUUUAUCCCCACUGGAUGGAUCCAUGCCGUCUACACACCUCAGGACUCGCUAGUCUUCGGUGGCAAUUUUCUCCACAGCUUUGGAAUCGACAAACAACUGAAAGUUGCACAAGUUGAGGAACAUACGAAAGUUCCACAGAAAUUUAGAUAUCCCUUCUUCACGGAAAUGCUGUGGUAUGUCCUAGAAAAGUACGUCCAUGUCCUUUUAGGAAGAAGUCAUUUAGAUAUUUCAGAUGCGCAAAAUUAUUCAUCACCUCUGCAUCAUCUUCAUCACAUUCACUUAACGCCUUACGAACUCCAUGGAUUGAAGUCAAUCGUCAUGUACCUGCAUUCUCUACCGUCAACGAAGAAAAACGUACCGGAAUUGAUACGCGACCCUGUGGCCCUAAUACACGACGUAAGGUGUUUGGUGGAACAACAUCGGCAUGACAAUCCUGAAGCUGCUGUGACAGGCAUUCCAGUUUUGCCAGCUCCACCACCUUUGACAAUUGCCGAACGAGAACGUUUGAAGGCAACUAAGAAGAGCUUCGCGAAGAUCCAACGGCAACAAUCGUUAGAAAAACCAAGUCCACAUCAAAAUUCACAACUGAAUUCUCAUUCGAAUUCACAACCAACUCCGGAACAAAAAUCCGCCUGUGCAAGAAGAAGACGCACGAGGUGCAAAAAGUGCGAGGCUUGCACGAGGCAGGAUUGUCAGGAAUGCGUCUACUGUCAAGACAUGGUGAAAUUUGGUGGAACUGGACGCGCGAAGCAAACUUGUUUAAUGAGGCAAUGUCUCAGACCGAUGCUUCCUGUUACAGCUGCUUGUAAAAUCUGUAAUCUUGAUGGUUGGGGUCAACAACCUUCGCCUCUUAUGGGUAAACCGAUUCCUAUGACACCUUCUGGAUUACUGGAAUGCCAAGUCUGUUUUGAUAUUGUUCACCCACAGUGUGUUGGUGUAGAUCCUUUGACGAUAUCGUUUAACGAGGAUUUGCCAAACAGUUGGGAGUGUCUUCAGUGCUGCGAAAAGGGGAAAAAUUUAGACGGAAAACGGCAGGCGAAAGUUCGAGCGAGGAAACUUUCUGUUUCGAGUGCGGCAUCCUCUGUCCCAACGACGGAUUCCGAAAGAGCUACAACUCCGAGCAAAAGAUCGCGAUCUGACCCAAGUGAGACCUGGACCGAUCGAGAACCAGCCGAAGGCGAACAGAGGACAGCCUUAAGGACUCAACUCGCCGUUCAGUUGACCGGAUCAAGCAACAAAUCCUUGAAGAGGCCCAGCGUUGUAGUUCGACCAAUGCCUCAUCCCCCCCUCCAGAGAUCUGGCAUCGACAUGAACGGACAAUCCCUGAUCUACAACAAGGCAGCUCUUCUCUCAAUCUUCAGGUUUCUGUCCAAGAAGGACUUGGCAAACUGCGCAUUAGUUUGUCGCGUUUGGGCGAGAUACACGAUAGAUCCAAGUCUCUGGCGACGACUCGAUUUGUCCCACGUGCAGCUCACUCCAGCUCAUCUAACGGGAAUCACUCGACGUCAACCAGAGAGUCUCACCCUCGACUGGACGAUUGUCACCAAACGACAACUCGCCUGGCUUCUCACCAGGCUUCCUCAGCUCAGAACUCUUUCGCUUCAAGGUUGCACCUGGGCUGGCGUGUGUGCCCUCAGAACCUGCGCCUGUCCUCCCUUAACGAUUCUCGACUUGAGUCACGUUUCCGGACUGAACGACUCGAGCUUGAGAGAAGUUCUGAGUCCACCAGCUGACUCGCGACCUGGACUGAUCGACAAAACUUCGCGAUUGAAAUAUUUAAGGACUUUGUCCCUCGCUGGCUGUGACAUUACGGACAUUGCUUUGCGAUACGUUUCCCAACAUCUGCCGCACUUGGAAACUCUCGAUCUCUCGUCCUGCGGCCGAGUCACUGACGCUGGAGUCGCACAAUUGGCUCAGCCACCCUCCCACUCGAUGAACAAUCUCAUUUCCCUGAAUCUCUCCAAUUGCAAACUUCUCACCGAGACGACCCUCGAUCACUUGACGAGAUGCAAGGCCUUGAAGCGUCUCGAUCUUCGACAUACGACGCAGGUCUCGACGCAAUCGGUGAUUAAAUUCGCCGCGAAGAAUGUGCACAACUUGCAUGUCAUGGACGUGAAGUUGGUCUUGGAGAAGAAAAUUAAGAGCGAGGUCCGCGGAACGUGAGAGGAGGGGCUUCAGGUUUAGGUAUUUUCUGUAUAAAGAAGCUUGUAGGUCGAAUUUGAUGGUUCUCAAAAUGGAAAUUGAGGUCAGUCUUGUGUAAUAAAAAGAUUGUGAUGAACGCUGUGAAUGCGGAGAUAAGUUAACAAAUGAAGGUGUAGUCGAGAAUGUGCAAUCUUCAAAGAUCAAAGAUAUCUUACGUAAGUAAUUUCAACGCACAAUAGCGGUAAAAUCUGCCCGUGCGCUUAUUGAUCUUAUGAGAAAUUGAGCAUUUUCCACUGUAGUAAAUUUUAUGAUGCG
Messenger RNA from Belonocnema kinseyi, 3478 nucleotides. It is a transcript of the gene Kdm2, whose product is annotated as jmjC domain-containing histone demethylation protein 1. The transcript has 7 exons. Gene Ontology annotation, biological process: regulation of transcription by RNA polymerase II; protein demethylation. The coding region runs from base 185 to 3184 and encodes 999 amino acids. The record is from RefSeq and is a predicted model, not a curated record. NCBI's taxonomy places the organism in Eukaryota, Metazoa, Arthropoda, Insecta, Hymenoptera, Cynipidae. Gene Ontology annotation, molecular function: histone demethylase activity; transcription coregulator activity; DNA binding.